AUGAUCAACGGAUCAACUUCCGGUUUGUCGAGCAAGAUCAACAGUGGGAACGGAAAUGGAAGUGCAGGCGUCAUACGUGGUGGUGGUGAAGGGGAUGGAGAUGCUGACGAGGAAGAUGACGAGGAGGCUGAUAAGAUUGAUGUUGAAGAGACGAGUGUCGAAUUGGAUGGAAAGGAACUGUGGGAAAAAUUUCAUCGCAUGGAAACUGAGAUGGUCAUCACCAAAUCUGGCAGACGAAUGUUCCCGCCAUACAAAGUCAAAGUAUCUGGCUUAUCAAAAAAAUCCAAGUACAUUCUCCUCAUGGACGUGGUGCCUGUUGACGACUGUCGCUACAAAUUCCACAACUCGAAAUGGAUGGUUGCCGGAAAAGCUGAUCCGGAGAUGCCAAAAAGGAUGUACAUUCACCCAGAUUCACCGGCCUGUGGCGAGCAGUGGAUGAGUAAGGUCGUCUCCUUCCACAAACUCAAGUUGACCAACAACAUCUCUGAUAAGCACGGAUUCACCAUCUUGAACUCCAUGCACAAGUACCAGCCAAGAUUUCACGUAGUAAAGGCUAGCGACAUCUACCGCAUGCCAUUCAGUAGCUUCAAAACGUUCGUCUUCAAGGAAACCGAAUUCGUGGCCGUAACCGCUUAUCAGAAUGAGAAGAUCACUCAAUUGAAGAUUGACAGCAAUCCGUUCGCGAAAGGUUUCAGAGAUUGCGGUGGCGGGAAAAGAGAAAAGAAGUAA
Helobdella robusta is the source of this 729-nucleotide messenger RNA. RefSeq lists its product as hypothetical. The transcript has 4 exons. Bases 1 to 729 code for a protein of 242 amino acids. Lineage: Eukaryota; Metazoa; Annelida; Clitellata; Rhynchobdellida; Glossiphoniidae. Gene Ontology annotation, biological process: positive regulation of DNA-templated transcription; cell fate specification; regulation of transcription by RNA polymerase II. Gene Ontology annotation, molecular function: RNA polymerase II cis-regulatory region sequence-specific DNA binding; DNA-binding transcription factor activity, RNA polymerase II-specific. Gene Ontology annotation, cellular component: nucleus. The record is from RefSeq and is a predicted model, not a curated record.